AGCCUCUGCUAAUUGCUAAACCCUGUCCCUCUUCAUUUUUCUCCACCGCCUGCAAAGCUCUAAGCGAUGUUCUCCUCUCCAUUCUGGCCAAAAUCUAUUACAUCCACAAAAUUUAGAGCUUUGUCGAUCUCGGAAGGCCAAAGGAUAGAAAAACAAAAGAAAAUACGUUGCAAGCAAAUGAAUGAGAGGCGAUGAGUCAAAUGCCAAGGAGCUUUUUAUUGGUUUCCAAUUUUCCCUCGUCCUUCUUCUGUAAAACUUCUUCUUCACCGUCGUGUCUUCCUUUUAUGGCCAAGUUGCAGUGCCGAGCACUUCAGAAUCAUUCAGCCUUUCAUUUUCUUUCUUCACCAUUUGGUACGUGUCACGAAUACGGACAAUGCUCUCAGCUUCGAUUGAGAAAUCCCAGAGUGUCAUCCGUGAUCUCUAUCAACUACUCAAAGGUUCCACUGUGCCUCGUCGAUGGGUCUGUGAGUGUAUCAGCUGUUCACUCAUGUUUAAGAGCUGGAUGUCUUAGUUCGUCUUUGAACAAGGUUAUCGCUCUGAGUUCACGUAAUUAUGGAGCUUUUGCCAGGCGACAUUUUUCUCAAGUCUCUAGGGUAAAAAAUCAGAAUCAAGAUGGUCAGUUUGGCAAAUUUUUUAAGCAGGCAAAGCUUUUGACUUCUCAUGUCAAAAAGAAAGCUAUUAAUUCUGGAAUUUCAGCUUCCAAUGAUGUCAAUGCCAUGGCAUCGGCUGAAGAGAUGGUUGGAGAUGUGAAGCUGGGAUCCUCUUUUUCCACUUCUACUUUAAGCAAUAAUAACCCCAAAUCCAAAGUUAGGGGAAGACAGAAGAAGCAAUCAAGAGCUAAUACAGAAAAGGAACAACCUUCUGGCAUCAUGGCCUCAGAUGAAGCUGCUGUCAUGGAUUCUUCUCAACUAAAGAGUUCCAGCACCAUAAAAAGUAGCCAGAGUCCCAACGAGGGUUUAGAGAAGAAAUCAAAUAUGAAGACACCCAAGGAUUUGCUUGAUGGUUCUGCAUCAUCAAAAAACCAGUCCAACAAGAAAAACAGAAACUCUAGUGGAAAGGGUAAGUCUGUGAAAGCAGUUAAUGAAUCAGGAGUGAAACUGAAACCUCAAGCAAUGGACAAACUGAAACCUUUGAUUCAAGAGGCGCUAAAGCCACUAUAUCCUCCUACUGGGAAAUCUGUUGUGGUGGUUGAGUCCAUUACAAAGGCGAAGGUCAUUCAACGGUACCUUGGUGAUAUGUUUGAAGUUUUACCUAGUUAUGGUCAUGUAAGGGACUUGGCUGCAAGGUCUGGUUCUGUGCGACCUGAUGAAGACUUUAGUAUGGUAUGGGAGGUUCCUGCUGCUGCUUGGACUCAUCUUAAGAGCAUCAAGGUUGCUCUAAGCGAAGCAAAAAAUCUUAUACUUGCAUCAGAUCCUGAUCGUGAAGGAGAGGCAAUUGCUUGGCAUAUUAUUGAGAUGUUGCAACAACAGGAUGCUUUACGUCAAGGGAUUACUCUGGCCAGAGUUGUCUUUCAUGAAAUAACUGAGGAAUCCAUAAAACAUGCCUUGCAAGCUCCUAGAGAAAUUGAUUUGAACUUGGUUCAUGCUUACCUUGCACGGCGUGCUCUUGAUUAUUUAAUUGGCUUCAACAUUUCACCAUUGUUAUGGAGGAAAUUACCAGGUUGCCAGUCAGCUGGACGUGUCCAAUCUGCUGCAUUGUCUCUUAUAUGUGACAGGGAAAUGGAAAUUGAUGAAUUUAAGCCACAAGAGUACUGGACUAUUGAAGUUGAAUUAUACAAAAACAAUCCCGGUUCUUUGGUGAAUACUCACCUGACCCAUUUUGACUCCAAUAAGUUGAAUCAGCUUUCAAUUAGCUCACAUACAGGGGCAAAGGAUAUUGAACUGAAGAUAAAGGAUGCACUUUUUCAAGUUGCUGGUGUUAAAGAAAGCAAAAUGAGGAGAAAUCCUCCCACACCUUAUAUAACGUCAACACUUCAGCAAGAUGCAGCAAACAAAUUACAUUUUCCUUCAAUGUAUACAAUGAAGCUUGCGCAAAAACUUUAUGAAGGGAUUCAGUUAUCAGAUGGGAAGGCAACGGGUUUGAUAACAUACAUCAGAACAGAUGGACUGCAUAUUUCGGAUGAAGCAGUCAAGGGAAUACGUUCCUUGGUGAUUGAAAGGUACGGCCAAGAUUUUGCAUCUGGGGGCCCACUCAGAUAUUUUAAGAAGGUGAAGAAUGCUCAAGAGGCCCAUGAAGCAAUUAGACCAACCAAUAUUUGGAUGUUACCAUCAAUGCUUGUUGAUGUACUUGAUGAAGAUUCCUUGAAGUUGUACACUCUUAUUUGGUCUCGAACAGUGGCAUGCCAAAUGGAACCUGUUACUAUCAACCAGAUCCAAAUUGACUUUGGGAAUGCUGAUAUGUCAAUCGCUCUGAGAUCUUCAUGCUCAGAAAUUGGGUUUCUUGGAUACCAGGCAGUUUAUGAGGAUAUUGAGGCUAGAGCAGUAAGAUACAAGGAAAAUGAGGUGCCUGAUCGUCAGGAAGCCUUUGCAAGUCUCAAGUCACUUAAGCCAGGGGAUCAUUUGAAUCUUGGUGAAGUAAAAAUCAAGCAGCACUUUACCCAGCCUCCACCUCGCUACUCUGAAGGAUCAUUGGUAAAGAAGCUGGAGGAACUUGGCAUUGGAAGACCUUCAACAUAUGCAAGCACUUUGAAAGUGUUGCAGGAUAGGAAAUAUGUGACAGUGAAAAGCCGUGUGCUGUAUCCAGAAUUUCGUGGUCGCAUGGUGUCAGCAUUUCUCUCUCACCACUUUACUGAGGUCACAGACUACAGCUUUACUGCUGAUAUGGAAACUGAGCUUGAUAAUGUUUCUGCUGGCUUAACCGAAUGGAAAGGCCUUCUCAGAGACUAUUGGACACGAUUUAGCUCAUACUGCAAUCGUGCUGAAAGCAUCCAUAUUCAUCAGGUGGAGAAGAUGCUAGAGAAAACAUUUGGUGAUUUUUUGUUUGGUUUGCUACCUAAUAACAGCAAGGCAUGCCCUAGUUGUCUGGAGGGCACUUUGAUCUUCAAAGUAAGUAGGUAUGGUGCUGGCUAUUUCGUAGGUUGUGAUCAACACCCAAAGUGCAAGUAUAUUGCUAAGACUUUAUAUGGUGAAGAAGAAGAAGAAGAAGAAGAAACUCCUCAAAACAAGUCUGUGGAGGAACCAAAGUUGCUUGGUGUUCAUCCAGUAUCUAAUGAAAAGGUUCUCUUGAAGAAUGGUCCAUAUGGAUUCUAUGUACAGCUUGGUGAAGACAGGAAGGGUUUCACACCAAAAAGAGCCUCUGUUUCUCAUAUAAAGGAUGUGGAUGGUAUUACAUUGGAGGAUGCUCUGGGGUUACUGCGUUAUCCUGUGACAUUGGGUAACCAUCCAAAGGAUGGGCAUCCUGUGAUAUUAAAGCAUGCAAAGGUUGGAUUUUCUGUUAGACAUCGACGGACAAUUGCUUCAGUUCCCAAGAAUAUGAAGCCAGAUGAUGUGACCUUGGAGAAGGCAUUGGAGCUUUUAUCAGGUGCUAAUGUCAGGCACCUCGGUCGACCUAAGAGGAAAACAAAGGUUGAGGAAAUCGUGGAGGCUGUGUAGCCUUGGCAAAUGGCAAUUACAAGCCGGCUGUUCUGAUGUACAGUCACUUGUUCAAGGCAACUUUUCAACAACACAAAUCAUGUGCUUGCCAAGAUGCAUCUCAUCUCCCGCAUGGGUGUCAAGGGAUUCGAUUAAUGGAGAGAGUUGUUCUGAAUGAUGACAACCAAUUGUUAUAAUGUCAUCUACUAACCCUUUUGUUUGUUAUCAUAUUCUUUUGGGGUCAUAUUCACAGGGGAUCGCAUUAGUUAUUUGAGGUAAACGUGAAUUUCGAGUGUUGUAUUUGAUUCUUCGGACAAUGCAUUCAGAUGGAAUCUUCAUUGCAACUAUUCUUUUGGUUUAAACUACCUGGACAUUGUAAUAACAUAGUGGUGAAAAUGGGGAAAAGUUGCUGCAGUCGAAACCAGCAAUUUUGAAAUUUCGGUUUUCUUUGUAAGAUUCCUGGUUAUGGAAGUCUUUAAAUUUACGGCAAAAGCCUUCCGGAUGAUACUCUUUUAA
Messenger RNA from Hevea brasiliensis (rubber tree), 4085 nucleotides. RefSeq lists its product as uncharacterized. The record is from RefSeq and is a predicted model, not a curated record. Gene Ontology annotation, cellular component: chromosome. Bases 192 to 3590 code for a protein of 1132 amino acids. Gene Ontology annotation, biological process: DNA topological change. Gene Ontology annotation, molecular function: DNA topoisomerase type I (single strand cut, ATP-independent) activity; DNA binding. The transcript is spliced from 22 exons. Lineage: Eukaryota; Viridiplantae; Streptophyta; Magnoliopsida; Malpighiales; Euphorbiaceae.